Piliocolobus tephrosceles (Ugandan red Colobus) is the source of this 5190-nucleotide messenger RNA. It is a transcript of the gene NSD3, whose product is annotated as nuclear receptor binding SET domain protein 3. The transcript has 24 exons. Gene Ontology annotation, molecular function: histone methyltransferase activity. NCBI's taxonomy places the organism in Eukaryota, Metazoa, Chordata, Mammalia, Primates, Cercopithecidae. The coding region runs from base 225 to 4568 and encodes 1447 amino acids. Gene Ontology annotation, cellular component: nucleus. The record is from RefSeq and is a predicted model, not a curated record.
CUGCUUUUUCUUGUGUACGUGUGGGGUGAGGGUGAAGUUAAAAUGUGAUUAGAAAGGACUCAUUGCUUGCAAAGGAAGAAUAUUGAUUUUUAAUGUAAUUUGUGUCCAGUCCAGACAGUAGAAAUUGACUUUUGCUUCUGUUCAUACUUCAUAGCAGUUUGGUUUUGCUGAUUUUUAAAGGCCCGAUGAGAGAAAGGGAAAGUUAAGGAUGCUGGAGCAGAACAAUGGAUUUCUCUUUCUCUUUCAUGCAAGGGAUCAUGGGAAACACAAUUCAGCAACCACCUCAACUCAUUGACUCCGCCAACAUCCGUCAGGAGGAUGCCUUUGAUAACAACAGUGACAUUGCUGAAGAUGGUGGCCAAACACCAUAUGAAGCUACCUUGCAGCAAGGCUUUCAGUACCCAGCUACAACAGAAGAUCUUCCUCCACUCACAAAUGGGUAUCCAUCAUCAAUCAGCGUGUAUGAAACUCAAACCAAAUACCAGUCAUAUAGUCAGUAUCCUAAUGGGUCAGCCAAUGGCUUUGGUGCAGCUAGAAACUUUAGCCCCACUGACUACUACCAUUCAGAAAUUCCAAACACAAGACCACAUGAAAUUCUGGAAAAACCUUCCCCUCCACAGCCACCACCUCCUCCUUCGGUACCACAAACUGUGAUUCCAAAGAAGACUGGCUCACCUGAAAUUAAACUAAAAAUAACCAAAACUAUCCAGAAUGGCAGGGAAUUGUUUGAGUCUUCCCUUUGUGGAGACCUUUUAAAUGAAGUACAGGCAAGUGAGCACACGAAGUCAAAGCAUGAAAGCAGAAAAGAAAAGAGGAAAAAAAGCAACAAGCAUGACUCAUCGAGAUCUGAAGAGCGCAAGUCACACAAAAUCCCCAAAUUAGAACCAGAGGAACAAAAUAGACCAAAUGAGAGGGUUGACACUGUAUCAGAAAAACCAAGGGAAGAUCCAGUACUAAAAGAGGAAGCCCCAGUUCAGCCAAUACUGUCUUCUGUUCCAACAACAGAAGUGUCCACUGGUGUUAAGUUUCAGGUUGGUGAUCUUGUGUGGUCCAAGGUGGGAACCUAUCCUUGGUGGCCUUGUAUGGUUUCAAGUGAUCCCCAGCUUGAGGUUCAUACCAAAAUUAACACAAGAGGUGCCCGAGAAUAUCAUGUCCAGUUUUUUAGCAACCAGCCAGAGAGGGCAUGGGUUCAUGAAAAACGGGUACGGGAGUAUAAAGGUCAUAAACAGUAUGAAGAAUUACUGGCUGAGGCAACCAAACAAGCCAGCAAUCACUCUGAGAAACAAAAGAUUCGGAAACCUCGACCUCAGAGAGAACGUGCUCAGUGGGAUAUUGGUAUUGCCCAUGCAGAGAAAGCAUUGAAAAUGACUCGAGAAGAAAGGAUAGAACAGUAUACUUUUAUCUAUAUUGAUAAACAGCCUGAAGAGGCUUUAUCCCAAGCAAAAAAGAAUGUUGCCUCCAAAACCGAAGUUAAAAAAACCCGACGACCAAGAUCUGUGCUGAAUACUCAGCCAGAACAGACCAGUGCAGGGGAGGUGGCCUCCUCACUCUCAAGUACUGAAAUUCGGAGACACAGCCAGAGGCGGCACACAAGUGCGGAAGAGGAAGAGCCACCUCCUGUUAAAAUAGCCUGGAAAACUGCGGCAGCAAGGAAAUCCUUACCAGCUUCCAUUACGAUGCACAAAGGGAGCCUGGAUUUGCAGAAGUGUAACAUGUCUCCAGUUGUGAAAAUUGAACAAGUGUUUGCUCUUCAGAAUGCUACAGGGGAUGGGAAAUUUAUCGAUCAAUUUGUUUAUUCAACAAAGGGAAUUGGUAACAAAACAGAAAUAAGUGUCAGGGGGCAAGACAGGCUUAUAAUUUCUACACCAAACCAGAGAAAUGAAAAGCCAACGCAGAGUAUAUCAUCUCCUGAAGCAACAUCUGGUUCUACAGGCUCAGUAGAAAAGAAGCAACAGAGAAGAUCAAUUAGAACUCGUUCUGAAUCAGAGAAAUCCACUGAGGUUGUGCCAAAGAAGAAGAUCAAAAAGGAGCAGGUUGAAACAGUUCCUCAGUCUACAGUGAAGACUGGAUUACAGAAAGGUGCCAGCGAGAUUUCAGAUUCCUGUAAACCUCUAAAGAAAAGGAGUCGCGCCUCAACUGAUGUAGAAAUGACUAGUUCAGCAUACAGAGACACAUCUGACUCCGAUUCUAGAGGACUGAGUGACCUACAGGUAGGCUUUGGAAAGCAAGUAGAUAGCCCUUCAGCUACUGCAGAUGCAGACGUUUCUGAUGUGCAGUCCAUGGAUUCAAGUUUGUCGAGAAGAGGCACUGGAAUGAGUAAGAAGGACUCUGUAUGUCAGAUUUGUGAAAGCUCUGGUGACUCUCUGAUUCCUUGUGAGGGAGAGUGCUGCAAACACUUUCACCUAGAGUGCCUGGGAUUAACAUCACUCCCUGAUAGCAAGUUCAUCUGCAUGGAAUGUAAAACCGGACAGCACCCAUGUUUCUCGUGUAAAGUGUCUGGUAAAGAUGUGAAGCGUUGUUCUGUUGCUGCUUGUGGGAAAUUUUAUCAUGAAGCCUGUGUCCGCAAAUUCCCCACUGCCAUCUUUGAAUCAAAAGGAUUCCGCUGUCCUCAGCACUGCUGCUCUGCCUGCUCUAUGGAGAAAGAUAUCCACAAAGCAAGUAAAGGCCGCAUGAUGAGAUGUUUGAGAUGUCCAAUUGCCUAUCAUUCUGGAGAUGCUUGCAUUGCGGCCGGAAGCAUGUUAGUAUCCUCCUACAUUCUCAUCUGUAGUAAUCAUUCCAAACGGAGCAGUAAUUCUUCUUCUGCUGUAAAUGUAGGCUUUUGUUUCGUUUGUGCCAGAGGGCUGAUAGUUCAGGACCAUUCAGACCCCAUGUUCAGUUCAUAUGCCUAUAAGUCCCACUACCUACUGAAUGAAUCAAAUCGUGCUGAGUUGAUGAAAUUACCUAUGAUUCCUUCUUCGUCAGCUUCCAAAAAGAAAUGUGAGAAAGUUAUUAAGACUGUUUAUUUGUUUCAAGGUGGAAGAUUGCUCUGCUGUGAAUCGUGCCCAGCUUCCUUCCACCCGGAAUGCCUGAGCAUAGAAAUGCCAGAAGGCUGCUGGAAUUGUAAUGACUGUAAAGCUGGCAAGAAACUACAUUACAAGCAGAUUGUUUGGGUCAAAUUGGGAAAUUACAGAUGGUGGCCAGCAGAGAUCUGCAAUCCCAGGUCUGUGCCACUGAACAUCCAGGGUCUUAAACAUGACUUGGGGGACUUCCCUGUGUUCUUCUUUGGUUCUCAUGACUACUACUGGGUACACCAGGGCAGAGUGUUCCCUUAUGUUGAAGGAGACAAAAGCUUUGCUGAGGGGCAGACUAGUAUUAACAAGACCUUCAAAAAAGCACUGGAAGAAGCUGCAAAACGUUUCCAGGAAUUGAAAGCACAAAGAGAGAGUAAAGAAGCCCUAGAGAUUGAAAAAAACUCAAGAAAACCCCCUCCCUACAAACACAUCAAAGCUAACAAAGUAAUAGGAAAGGUGCAGAUCCAGGUUGCUGACCUGUCAGAGAUUCCCCGCUGUAACUGCAAGCCAGCUGAUGAAAAUCCUUGUGGCUUGGAAUCGGAGUGCCUGAACAGAAUGUUGCAGUACGAAUGCCACCCGCAGGUGUGCCCAGCUGGAGAUCGUUGUCAGAACCAGUGCUUUACAAAGAGACUGUACCCUGACGCAGAGAUCAUCAAAACAGAGCGGAGAGGCUGGGGCCUCAGGACCAAAAGGAGCAUUAAGAAGGGUGAAUUUGUAAAUGAAUACGUCGGUGAAUUAAUUGAUGAAGAAGAAUGCAGAUUGCGAAUCAAGCGAGCCCACGAGAACAGUGUAACUAAUUUUUAUAUGUUAACUGUUACCAAGGAUCGUAUAAUUGAUGCCGGCCCCAAAGGAAAUUAUUCUCGCUUCAUGAACCACAGUUGUAAUCCCAACUGUGAAACACAAAAGUGGACAGUGAAUGGAGAUGUUCGAGUGGGACUAUUUGCUCUCUGUGAUAUUCCUGCAGGGAUGGAGUUAACAUUUAAUUAUAACCUAGAUUGUCUGGGCAACGGCAGAACGGAGUGCCACUGUGGGGCAGAUAACUGCAGUGGUUUUCUAGGAGUGCGGCCAAAGUCGGCAUGUGCGUCAACAACUGAAGAGAAGGCAAAAAAUGCUAAGUUAAAACAGAAGAGACGAAAGAUCAAAACAGAACCAAAGCAGAUGCAUGAAGAUUACUGUUUUCAAUGUGGAGAUGGUGGAGAGCUGGUCAUGUGUGACAAAAAAGACUGUCCCAAAGCAUACCACCUCCUAUGCCUUAACCUGACUCAGCCACCAUAUGGAAAGUGGGAGUGUCCGUGGCAUCAGUGCGAUGAGUGCAGCAGUGCAGCUGUUUCCUUCUGUGAGUUCUGUCCACAUUCAUUUUGUAAAGAUCAUGAAAAGGGAGCCCUGGUUCCCUCCGCACUGGAAGGCCGCCUCUGCUGCUCGGAACAUGACCCCAUGGCUCCUGUGUCACCAGAAUACUGGAGCAAGAUAAAAUGUAAAUGGGAAUCACAGGAUCAUGGAGAAGAAGUAAAAGAAUAAAUGUGUGGUGUCCCCUCCUUUCUAUUUAAGUGAAAAAAGCAAAUAGAUCAUGCAUUUAAAAAGAAGAGACUGCUACAGUGCAUACAGCCUUUGCCAUCGGAACUGCCUUAUUAAAGCCAAAAUGGGAAACCAGUUCAUGCAGGCAGAAGCAGUUGGUGGUGUCUGGUUUUUCUGUUUUGUUUGGUUGGUUUGGGGAUUCUUUUGUGGAGGGUUAAAUUCCCUUGGUCUUUUCUUGCCUUUUAUUGUGCUUCAAUGCCAUUGCAGCUUGAAAAAGAAAUGUUUUUUGCUUUUAAAAUAAGAACAAAGAGAAAAGAAAGUUGUGUUAAUGAGAUAAAUUUAAAGUCUAAGAUGUGUUCCUUGGUUGUAUAAAGCAAAAGUAGCCAUCAUUCCUUUAUUUAUUUUCAUUUUUAGGAAUUUCAAGAAGUGUAGUUCAAUAGUCUAAUCAAGUGUGUGUGUGUUUUAAGUAGGAAUCUGAGAAAGCCCUCUAGGAAAGGGUGUGAUAAGCUUUAUAUACCUCUUUACUGAGCAGUAGGUAGGCUCACUUCUCUUUCCCUUCAGAAUGCUUUUCAUAGACUUAGAGAAGGGCUCUAUGGAAGUAUUAAAUCUGGCCUCUUAAAAACAA